CAACUCCCAGUUAUGUCGUCCCAGUCUCAACCACAACCGUCCUCGGGCUCGAAGCAGUCUGAAUCUUCGCAGCAACAACAGCAGCAGCAGCGAGUCAGGAAGCCACCGUUCGCUGACUGGCCCACGAUAAAGAUUCUGACUCCCCCGCAGGGGCGUUUCUCGCCCAAAGUCGACGAAUGGUGCCUCACUUACUGCACACAGACGGUUAGCGGGCGGAUACAUGGACGCGAAUCCAAUUGCAGGUCAAUAUGCAUUCGCAAAGUCUUUCCCCAUGAAGUUCGGAACAUCGUCUCCUUUAAACGACACUCCAACGUGGAUGCAGAAGGCAAGGCACACUAUCCCCUCCCUGCGGAAGGCCAGCCCGUCAAUCUUCCUCGACUACUUGGUGGGAAGGCCCCUGAGGAUCCUGACGAUCAGCCCUCUUCAUCCAAGUCAAGCCCCAAUACACGAAACUGGGAAGAGGGUUGGUACCUAUGGACGUCGUCGAGUCGGAGAGCGGCGUUGGAGAGGAUGCAGUUGAUGUCUUUCGAUUUGGAGAAGCAGAAUGCGUACAGACAACAGCAAGAGCAGAGAAAGGAGGUGUGGCAAGACUUCCAAGACCGGUUGAAGCAAGGUGGCGUUGACAAGGAGGAGUUGGCACAGCGGUAUGGCGGCAAGUUUUCGGGUUCAAUCUUUCCACCGCAUGUUUCCCCAGAGGACCGUGCUAAGUCGAUGUUGUUGCACAUACCGCCUGAAUGGCCAUCACUGUGGGAACGCAUUGACAAGCUGCUGGCACCGUCUCGCCAGGUGCUCUCCAUCUUCAAGGAGAGUUUGUUAUCUGGGGAACACAAGCAAUUUGCACUUCGCGUUUGGGAGAAGGCCCGCACGGAUGAGCCUUUCGUUCUUGCGCGGCGGACUCUCACCCGCACCUACGAACGGUGGAAGGAGAAGGAUGCGACGGAUGAGGAUGAUAGCAAGAAGGGCUCGACUUGAGCAACGUACACUUACUAAUUGAUACCUUGCAUUGUAUUAUUGGCACCACUCAUGGACUGGCAGACUGCAUAGUUUUCGUUUAUUGUAUCAACGGGCUAUCACAUACAUAGAUGUGCAGCAUUUGAUUGUAUAGAUAUUCUUACCCACUCUACUCUUUUCAUAAUAACGACAUUCGUUACCCAUCCA
Coprinopsis cinerea okayama7#130 is the source of this 1158-nucleotide messenger RNA. RefSeq lists its product as hypothetical. The record is from RefSeq and is a predicted model, not a curated record. NCBI's taxonomy places the organism in Eukaryota, Fungi, Basidiomycota, Agaricomycetes, Agaricales, Psathyrellaceae. The transcript is spliced from 3 exons. Bases 13 to 972 code for a protein of 319 amino acids.